AUGCCUAAGAAAGAGAAGCAACCCGCGGCCAAGAACAAGGCCACGGCCUCCAAGAUUGUGGAGGACCGUACCUUUGGCAUGAAGAACAAGAAGGGCGCCCAGGCCCAAAGGCAGAUUGCCCAGAUGACGAGCAAUCUCAAGGGCAGCGGCUCGGCCGAGCAAAAGAAAAAGGAAGCCGAGAAGGCGCAGCGUGAGAAGGAGAAGCAGGCCGCGGAAGCCGCCAAGAGGGAGGCCGCUCUCCUCCUGGCCCGUCCCGCGCAGAUUCAGAAGGUUCCAUUUGGUGUUGAUCCCAAAACCGUCGUCUGCAUCUUCUGGAAAAAGGGCGACUGCGAAAAGGGCAAAAAGUGCAAGUUUGCACACGACCUGUCGGUGGAGCGGAAGACGGAGAAGAAGAAUCUCUACACGGACGAGCGAAAAGACGAAGAGGAAACGAAGAAGCAGGAGACGUCGGCAGACUGGGAUGAGGAAAAGCUGCGAUCCGUUGUCUUGUCCAAGAAAGGCAACCAAAAGAGUACCACAGACAAGGUCUGCAAGUACUUUGUCUCUGCCAUUGAAGAUGGCAAAUACGGUUGGUUCUGGAUUUGCCCCAAUGGUGGCGACAAGUGCAUGUACAAGCAUGCUCUGCCUCCUGGAUUCAUCCUCAAGACCAAGGAGCAGAGAGCCGCCGAAAAGGCACUGCUGGAUAAGUCGCCACUGAAGACACUUACACUCGAAGACUUCCUCGAGUCUGAGCGUCACAAGCUCACCGGCACCCUCACACCCGUCACGCCAGAAACAUUUGCCAAGUGGAAGCAGGACCGCCUGGAGAAGAAGGCCGCCGAGGAACAACUGCGCAAGGCCAAGGAGAAUACUGGCAGAGCGCUCUUUGAGAGUGGCAAGUGGACAGGCGAGGACGAAUCGGAAGAUGAAGGCGACGACGACGUGUUUAACCUGCAGAGGCUGCGUCGCGAGACGGAAGCAAUCCAGAAGAGGAAGGAGGAGGAGCGCCUGGCUGCACAACACGGAUACGAGCUUCCUCCCGUGGAGGGCCAGGCUAGAGAGGGCGCCGAAGACGAUGCUGCGGCCGGAGACGAUGCUGCGGAAACCCCAGCCGCGACGACCAAUGGCGAGGCCGCCGCGUCAUGA
Messenger RNA from Akanthomyces muscarius, 1125 nucleotides. RefSeq lists its product as uncharacterized. Gene Ontology annotation, molecular function: metal ion binding; mRNA binding. Gene Ontology annotation, cellular component: cytosol. The transcript is spliced from 2 exons. The record is from RefSeq and is a predicted model, not a curated record. Bases 1 to 1125 code for a protein of 374 amino acids. Gene Ontology annotation, biological process: cytoplasmic translation. Lineage: Eukaryota; Fungi; Ascomycota; Sordariomycetes; Hypocreales; Cordycipitaceae.